CCAAAAAUUUUCACGACAGGUAUGGGCGACCCCUCUUUCAUUCGUCUCCCAUUCCAGUUAAAAGCGCGAACGCAGUCAAUUCAGACGGCAAAUUCUUGAAAUCCUCGAACAAUUCUAAUCUAAAUAAUCAAGAAUUUCGUAUUCUUCGUAGUGCCGAACCCAUUUUGGAAAUCGAUAUAAGAAUCUUAAGUAAAGGUUUUUCUUUUCUUGUGUGUACUGUUUAAGAAGACAACUCGGAUCAAGAAUCUCAAACCCUGUUAUGGAUUCAGAUUCAAUAUCUAUUUUAACCUCAAAGGCUCCAACAGAAAGGGAAGAAGAAUUACCUGAUUCAACCGAUGCCCUUCUAUCUUCCUCAGAUGCACCACAGAAAUCUUCCACCAAAUCCGUUUUAUUCAUUUCUCUUGUUCUAUCCACGUGCGUUGCUCUGUCUGCUGCCAUUGCCUUUGCCUUUUUAUUCUUCUCCUCUUCAUCAUCUAGCAAUUCCGAAUCCAUUAAUGAAGUCGCAAGGCCACUCACAAAGCUCAAACACCCAGUUGUUUUACUGAUUUCCUCAGAUGGUUUUCGAUUUGGAUACCAAUUCAAGACCUACACUCCUAACAUCAAUAGACUGAUUAAGAAUGGAACUGAAGCAGAGUCAGGUUUGAUUCCUGUGUUUCCAACGCUUACUUUCCCAAAUCAUUACUCAAUUGUCACUGGAUUGUAUCCUGCUUAUCAUGGAAUAAUUAAUAAUUAUUUUACUGAUCCCGAAACCAACGAGGUCUUCACUAUGGCCAGUCACGAGCCCAAAUGGUGGCUGGGGGAGCCAUUGUGGGAGACUGUGGUGAAUCAUGGCUUGAAGGCGUCUACUUACUUCUGGCCUGGUUCUGAGGUACAUAAAGGUUCUUGGAAUUGUCCAAAGGAUUAUUGUAUGUUUUAUAACAGUUCUGUGCCAUUUGAGGAGAGAGUUGAUACUGUUUUGAAGUACUUUGAUUUGUCUAGUAGUGAUAUUCCUUCGUUUAUGACUCUGUACUUUGAGGACCCUGACCAUCAGGGUCACCAGGUUGGGCCUGAUGAUCCAUUAAUUACUGAAGCGGUUGCUAAUAUAGAUGAAAUGAUUGGGAAGUUGAUUCGGGGUUUGGAAGAAAGAGGGGUAUUUGAGGAUGUGACUGUCAUUAUGGUGGGUGAUCAUGGGAUGGUUGGUACAUGCGAUAAGAAGUUGAUUUUUCUGGAUGAUUUGACCUCAUGGAUUGAAAUUCCAACAGAAUGGGUACAAUAUUACACUCCAUUGCUUGCAAUUCGUCCACCAUCUGGUUAUUCGCCGAAGGAUGUUGUGGCUAAGAUGAAUCAAGGUUUAAAGUCAGGUAAAGUAGACAAUGGUCAAUAUUUGAGUGUUUAUCUCAAGGAGGAGCUGCCUAGUAGGCUGCAUUAUGCAGCCAGUGAUAGAAUCCCACCAAUUAUAGGUUUAGUCCAGGAAGGAUAUAAAGUGGAACAGAAGAGAUCAACAAGACAAGAAUGUGGAGGAGCACAUGGAUAUGACAAUGCGUUUUUCUCAAUGAGGACCAUAUUUAUUGCUCAUGGACCUCAGUUUGCUCGGGGAAGGAAAGUCCCGUCAUUCGAAAAUGUUCAGAUAUACAACCUGGUUACAACAAUACUGAACAUUCAAGGAGCUGCUAAUAAUGGGACGGCAUCAUUUCCUCAGAGUAUUCUUUUGCCUAGUCAUUAAUCUCGUUUAGCUAGUCAAAUGCAGUGAUACUACAAAAAGAUACCGGACUGAAUUGGAUAUCUUGCGAAACUGCAGUCGGUGCAUUUUCUUGAUGAGGUAACUGCUUAUGCAUCCAGACGAUAUUGGCUGGAUUGUGUUAUUACUCUAUAGUUUCUUGAGUUCAACGUUCUUCAUGUGUAAGAAUGAUAAUUACAUAUGUUGUGAACUUGAUAACCUUGCUUCAUUUGUCAGAUUGAACAGCUUUCUGCACAAUGGUCUCUAGCAAAACCAUGAAUUCCUUAAAUGUAAUAUUAUUCAAGUAUAUGAACCAAACUUUUACGGGCUUUUUUUCUUAUAUCAGAGUGUACUACACACUUUCACGAUGAUGCUAGGUACAUUCACUUGUAUGUCUUGGUGUUUUCUACCUGAAUCUGGUGAAUAGAAAUUCAUUUAGCUUUAUAAUAACAUGUGAUAUUUAACUGUAA
Olea europaea var. sylvestris is the source of this 2166-nucleotide messenger RNA. Its product is annotated as ectonucleotide pyrophosphatase/phosphodiesterase family member 3-like. Bases 260 to 1702 code for a protein of 480 amino acids. Gene Ontology annotation, cellular component: vacuole. The transcript has a single exon. The record is from RefSeq and is a predicted model, not a curated record. NCBI's taxonomy places the organism in Eukaryota, Viridiplantae, Streptophyta, Magnoliopsida, Lamiales, Oleaceae.